This is a messenger RNA of Perkinsus marinus ATCC 50983, 334 nucleotides long. Its product is annotated as helicase, putative. The annotation marks the transcript as partial. The record is from RefSeq and is a predicted model, not a curated record. Gene Ontology annotation, biological process: chromatin remodeling. Lineage: Eukaryota; Perkinsozoa; Perkinsida; Perkinsidae. Gene Ontology annotation, molecular function: DNA binding; ATP hydrolysis activity; histone binding. Gene Ontology annotation, cellular component: chromatin; nucleus. The transcript has 2 exons.
UUCCCCAAGUUCGACGUAUUGAUAUGCAGCUAUGAGACCUUAUCAGCUGAGCUUGACAACUUUACCGCAUUCCAGUGGUGUGCUGGGGUCUUCGAUGAAGCACACAGAUUAAAGAGUGUGGGCAGUAGGAUGAGAGAGGCCUGCUCGAGGGUGCCCUGCCUCAGCCGCUUCCUUCUCACGGGCACUCCGAUUCAGAAUAACAUUGGGGAGAUGUGGUCCCUGCUGAAUCUGGCUAAUGAGACUUUGUGGCCAGAGGAUGGGCGGGAGGCAUUCUUGGAGACCUAUGGUGAUAUGAAGGAUGGGCAGACGGCUUUGAAGCUGAAGAAGGAGGUAG